This is a messenger RNA of Scleropages formosus (Asian bonytongue), 1369 nucleotides long. RefSeq names its product EEF1A lysine methyltransferase 3-like. The coding region runs from base 288 to 971 and encodes 227 amino acids. NCBI's taxonomy places the organism in Eukaryota, Metazoa, Chordata, Actinopteri, Osteoglossiformes, Osteoglossidae. The record is from RefSeq and is a predicted model, not a curated record. Gene Ontology annotation, cellular component: cytosol; protein-containing complex. The transcript is spliced from 3 exons.
GUCAUCAAAAGGUGGCUUCUUCUGCGCCUCGCGCACACGCGUGUGGUUGGAAGUUAGGUGCCUGGCCAUUACUAAAAGCUUAGUAACGCUGGGUUUGGGUUAUUCACGUGUAAUAGUGUAGGGUGCAGGAGGAGAAUGAGAAACCUUUCCUACGAAAUGUUCGUAGUUGGAAAACAACCCGGUCGAAAGUGAAGAGCGAACUGUUUUAGGCGCUGAGCUCUUCUCUCUCUUAGUUUGUGCGAAAAAAAGGACCGGGCGGGUGGCGGGUUGUCGUUGCGUUUCCCGCCAUGACGAGUAGAAACGAGGAGCUGGAGGAGGGCGCGCUGUUUCCCGUCGAGGACGGCCUGUUCGCAGACUGCUUCUCCGAGGAGGCCGUGUACCGCUUCGGCGAGCAGGAGCUGAAGAUCAGCCAGCUGUUCGGCGCCAGUCUCGGCGUGGCCGCGCCGGUGUGGGACGCUGCUGUGUGUCUGUGCCGUUACGUGGAGGAGGCUCCGCUGGACGUGAGCGGCAGGAGGGUGAUAGAGCUGGGCUCCGGCACCGGCAUCGUGGGCAUCCUGGCAGCGCGACUCGGAGCAGAUGUGACACUGACUGACCUCCCUCACGCCAUUCCUCAACUGAAAAACAAUGUCACUGCAAACACUCCUCCGCUCGGGUGGCCUUUUGUUACUCCCAGUGUCCUUCCCCUCUCCUGGGGACUGGAUCAUGAUCGGUUCCCCUCGGACUGGGAUCUCGUACUUGGCGCUGACAUUGUGUACUUGUCAGAGACCUACAGCCUGCUCUUGGACACACUGACACAUCUGUGUAAGAAUGGGGCUACUUUGUACCUGUCGUCAAAGAUGCGCGCCGAGCAUGGAACGCCCGACUUCUACGACAACAUUCUGUCACAGAGGUUUAACUGUCAGCUGGUGUGCUGCGAUGCCCUGCAGAACAUAAACAUCUAUCGUGCAACGCUGAGGAGGGGAGGGGAAUAAACAGAGAGAGGUGACCUCUCUCGAUGAGCCUGUUCAAUUGGAGUCGGGUUUUUGAUUAUUCUUUGCGCGGAUGCGAUUUUAAAAGAUUUCUUAGUAACUUGAGUCACAUGCACGUAUUAGCAAUACUUGGCGUGGUAUAUACGAGUACAAGUUACUGAUCUUCAAGAUGUGAAAUUCUGGAAAAUUCACAUCUUUUAUUAGCUUUUCCUCAUUUUGUAAAUCGGCAGCAACACUUCAAAGACUCAUGAUGCAAGAGGAAAUGGCUAUAUUUAGCUUUGAAAUAAGUUUUUGGCAGUGUUUUUUUAUAAUUCACAAAUUCCGUUACAGAAAGUGCCAGCUAAUUUUUUUUUUACUUGGCAUGUCCACUGUGAAUGAAAGAAAAUUAAAGAGUUUUGCAU